CUCAUUAGGGAGUUUUACUUGUCAUGUUAUCGUGACUGUGGGUCAUUUUCUUUACGUUUUACAGAUUUUUUUGCAAAUUGGUGCCCUCUACUUGCGAGCACGUUUAACGUCAUCUGACCCGGAAGUGAAAUCCAUCACUCGGAGCCACACGUGUUAAAGGGUCCACCAUGGGAAAGUCCAAACAAACAGGAAAUCACAAAAGUGACAAGAAAAAACACAUUGCAAAAACAUGGAAGACAAAGCGCAGGACCAAAGACUUGGACCAGAUUCACACAGACAUGAAGCCUGAGACAGCGAAGCAGCUGCUGCAUCAGGAGGUGGACUACGAUGUGACAGGAUGUGCCCAACACUACUGCUUACACUGCGCAAGAUAUUUUGUUGACAUGAGAUCCUUGAAAGAGCAUUUCAAAACUAAAGUCCAUAAAAGACGGUUGAAGCAGCUUAGAGAGGAGCCAUAUACCCAGGCAGAGGCGGAGAGAGCUGCAGGCAUGGGCUCCUACAUCCCUCCAAAAGUAGUUGAAGUGAAGACACAGUCUGUGGAAGAGGACAUGGACUGACAGCUGGACACUUUAACCUAAUGGACUGUUAAACUCGAUAACAGAAGCAUUCACCAAACAGUUAAUGCAUCUAUUGUUCUGUGCUGAGAAAAAUGUUGAAUGCAUCUGUCGGACUUCUGUCUUUCACCAGAAACAGGGGAAACCUUACCUUAUGGUGGUAUUGUAAUGCAACAUGGUUCCGUGUAGAUACUGAGAAUGUGUGGAACUGUGUGGAAUAUUAAUAAAUAAAAAGAUGCUGUGGAUUUGA
This is a messenger RNA of Notolabrus celidotus (New Zealand spotty), 804 nucleotides long. RefSeq names its product zinc finger protein 593 (gene znf593). The transcript is spliced from 4 exons. Gene Ontology annotation, molecular function: zinc ion binding; nucleic acid binding. The record is from RefSeq and is a predicted model, not a curated record. Lineage: Eukaryota; Metazoa; Chordata; Actinopteri; Labriformes; Labridae. Bases 168 to 557 code for a protein of 129 amino acids.